Cephus cinctus (wheat stem sawfly) is the source of this 913-nucleotide messenger RNA. RefSeq lists its product as uncharacterized. Lineage: Eukaryota; Metazoa; Arthropoda; Insecta; Hymenoptera; Cephidae. Gene Ontology annotation, biological process: nucleosome assembly. The transcript has 2 exons. The record is from RefSeq and is a predicted model, not a curated record. Gene Ontology annotation, molecular function: DNA binding. The coding region runs from base 246 to 773 and encodes 175 amino acids. Gene Ontology annotation, cellular component: nucleosome.
CUUAACGACCAUCAACCCGCUUGUUGAUUCGUCAUUCACUUCAGUCGCACGAGAUGAUUCGGUAACGUGAGAAAUCCAGUAAAUAAAAAAAAUCACGUUCGUCGGCGAUGUUCGAUCUUGGUUAGCAGCGUAGAAAAGAAAAAAAAAGAGGAAAAAAAGUGCCCCUAUAAGAACACAAAAACCUGCUGGUAUCCAAAAAUCAUUAUUUCUUUUCAAAAAUCAACACACGUCCCAUGUCAUAAAUCAUGGUGAAGCAGUCGUCAAAGUCAUUGGCCCAGAUCUUGGCAGCCAUUAAGAAGCUUCAGAAUGUCCGUGGCUCAACGUCAAAAGAGAUCAUGAAUUACAUAACGACCGAAUACGACCUGCCAGAGUCAACGGUAAAACGACAGAUGCGUUCAGCCCUGAAACGUGGCGUCGACUAUGGAAUCCUGAAGAAAGGACACGGCCAAUAUUGCCUGCCAGCGGAAACGGCUGCCGGUUGUCAGGAAGUGGCGACUCAGGAAUUGGGAAUCCUGGGUCUGUGUAGCAAGCAUCGCUCGAUGAGAUCGCGGAGGGGUCGAGGAAGACGACGACGCGGGAAGCGUCGCCGUCGCCGUCGUCGCGGCGGCAGGCGAGGCAGAAGACGCAGGAGGAGUAGAUACAGGAGACGCGGCGGCGAGCGGCGAGUCACGGGCGAUACGCUCAAAGGAAUUCUUCGUAUGAAUGCGCACAGGCCUUGCGCUCUGUGUUGGAACUUGGGUCGUUCGCCGCCAGGUGAAGAGUCGGCGCGAUGAUCGAUCAUUUAACGAACUGCGAUUCAUUCGAUUUUGUCAGUCUUUACGUGUCGCCGUGCGAAGCUUUGUACAAUUUUAUUUCUCUAAGACUAUUAUUUAUUCAUCGAACAAUAUAUUUACAUUACUUUUUGUCCCUGUAA